Prorocentrum cordatum is the source of this 1743-nucleotide messenger RNA. Lineage: Eukaryota; Dinophyceae; Prorocentrales; Prorocentraceae. The record is from the annotation of a GenBank genome assembly.
AUGGCGUCGCUUGCCCAGGGGCCGCCUGCGAACCCAGCACCAGAGGACCAGUUCGGAUCGCUGAGGCGAGAGAACCGAACGCUGAAGCUGCUGCUCGCAGGCUGCUUCAUGGCAGGAGGCCUGCUGAUGGCCGUCCAGCAGUACCGCCUCGGGCCUCCGGGCGGCGCAGGCUCGGGUUCCGAGGCCUUUCGCGCGGCGGGCGAGGCGAGCGGGACUGCCAGGGAGUUCCUCGCGGUGGGCGAGGCCGAGGACGCAGCGUCGGCGCAGAUGAGGACUCGGGUCGAAGAGAAGCCCGCUGCCAAGGACGACAUCGAGAUCCCCGAGUUCUUUGACACACGAGACGAGUGGAUUGGUUGCGGGACAUUCGUGGUUGACCAGGGACAGUGCGGCGAUUGCUGGGCGGCCUCCGCAGCAAACACCUUCGGCGACAGGAUCUGCAUCCACCUCCUGGAAGGUGGCGCGCCCGUCACGUUACCACAUGCAGGAGCUCGUGGCGCUGGGGUGGCUCAGCGGAUGUUCCAGCAGGCGGGCAACUGCAUCGGCCAGGGGACGAUGGGCAAGGCCCACGAGCACGGCUGCGAGCGCGGGGCUCUCUUUGUCAGCCCGCAGCCACUGGUCAGCUGCGGCAAUAUGCACAACAGGGACGAGCCCACCUACAAUAAGUACCAUAAUGACAGUGGCUACAGCCCCGGCCAUACGCUCUACCCUUCGAGCGUGGGAUGCGAUGGCGGAGAAGCCCAGGAUGCCUGGCGCUUCUUCUACCACGAGGGCCUCACCAUCAUGGACUCCACACAGCAGGGCGGCUGCACGCCGUACACCUCCGGCCUGUGCUCGGGAAAGGACCCCAAGGGGAACGGCUGCCACCCGUGCGAGUUCUCGCAGUGCGCCGACACCGGCCUUAAGCCGGAGCGCUUCACGGUGAACUCUUUUGGCUGGAUCAUGGAAGAGGACCUCCCAGCGCGCGGCUCGUGGGGUGAUGAUGAGGCUUUUUCGGGCGACGACAGCACCGGCCACUAUCGUCCGCGUUCGCAGCAGGCAGCCAUGGACCGGCAGGUCCGGAAGAUGCAGAUUGAGAUGAUGACCAACGGCCCGCUCCACACCUGCAUGGACGAUUUCGCCAAUUUCGAUGAUUUCUAUAACAAUUACCCUCAGGGCAUCUAUAACAGCACGGAAGGCUCUCCGAACACAGGCGGUCAUUGCAUCGAGCUUGUCGGUUGGGGCACUGAUCGUGCAACGGGCAUGCCGUAUUGGACUUGGAAGAAUUCGUGGGGCCCGAAUUUCGCAAACGGCGGUUUCGCACGCUUCAUCCGUGGCAAGGACCUGGCUGGGAUCGAGAGCGAGGUGUGGGUUGGGUGUCCUACUGGAAGCUUGUGCAAGCUCACGGCAGGGGUGUUUCACAACGAAACAUGGGUGCCCAGGCAUGCGUACCACCCCACAACAGCCGGGCCGUCUUCCACAUCCGCUGCGAGGCCAUCCCGCAGCUGGCCAGGCGGCAGGGAGGUGGAGCUGAAACGCGCUAAAUUCGAGCAUCCGAUGGUGGCCCCUCUGGUUGUCGCGGCCGUGCGCGCGGCUCGUGGCAACCCGAGCAUGUCGUCCGAAGCCGCCUUGGCAGUGACGCGACGCGUCUGGGCCCGGAGUGUGCGUGGAUUGCGGGUGCGCGUGGAGCUCGACAGUGCCAACGGUAUCGUGAGCCAUGGCUACGCCCAUCGCCACAUGGAGGGUCAUGUCACUGCUGGAUUUUGA